AUGGAGGAGCUUCUGAUUCCCAGCGAGGGUGAGGAGGCACGCUCCGAUCACGGCUCUUUCUCACCUGCUGGAUCGCCGCGGAAAACCAUGCUAAAAUAUAUGAAGGAAUUCCUACACGAAACCUUCGACAGCGCCAACCUGAAGCAAAGUGUGAAGGAGUACUGUCGUCGGAACGGGCUUCUGACGCUGUCAGUGUUUGCCGUGGCAACGGGCUGCGUCCUGGGCUUCUUGCUGAGAGGGUUUAACCUGUCCACACAGGCAAAAAUCUAUUUUUCCUUUCCCGGGGAGCUGCUGAUGCGAAUGCUGAAAAUGCUUAUUCUUCCGCUGAUCACGUCCAGUUUGAUGUCAGGACUGUCGUCGAUGGAAUCGAAGGCGUGCUGUCGUAUGGGUGUGCUCACAGUCACGUACUACCUGUGGACCACCUUCAUUGCCGUGGUGGUGGGCAUCAUCCUGGUGCUCAUCAUUAAACCUGGAUACGGGACGGAGAUGGAGAGCAACAGACUGGGGGGGGGGCCGGUCAUGACCUCAGCCGAUGCCCUUCUGGACCUCGUGAGGAAUAUGAUUCCUUCCAACCUGAUCGAGGCGACAUUUCAACAGUAUAAGACGGACCUGAUUCCCAUCCUGAAGACGGUAGACAGCACGGUGCAGCCCAACUUUGUCUACAUCAUGCCGGACGAGAACAACCCGAAGGGUCGCACGGUUCUGCUGGAGCUGACGCCGCCUCCAGACAUUCACUAUAAAACACGGCCAGGAAACAGCCAGCAGAUGAAUGUACUGGGCAUCGUCAUAUUCUCUGCCACCAUGGGUCUGUUACUGGGUAAGAUGGGAGAGCGGGGAGCGCCACUGGUCAACGUGUGCCAGUGCAUCAACGAGUGUGUGAUGAAGAUCAUCAACGCAGCUGUGUGGUAUUUUCCAUUUGGCAUCAUAUUCCUUGUGGCUGGCAAAAUUCUGGACAUGAGUGAUCCGUCGUCCCUGGGGAAAAAGCUGGGCUGGUACGGAAUCACGGUCUUGGCUGGGCUGUUUGUCCACGGACUCGUGCUGUUGCCACUGUUCUACUUCAUCCUGACCCGGAAGAACCCUUUCGUCUUCAUCAGAGGCCUACUGCAAGCCAUGGUCAUCGCUCUGGCCACCUCAUCAAGCUCAGCCACGCUGCCCAUCACUAUGAAAUGUCUGUUGGAGAACUGUCAUGUGGACCGCCAGAUCGCUCGCUUUGUGCUGCCCGUAGGUGCCACCAUUAACAUGGAUGGCACUGCCCUGUACGAGGCUGUGGCUGCCAUCUUCAUCGCCCAGGUCAAUGAAUACGAGCUGGACUUUGGCCAGCUGGUUACCAUAAGCAUAACGGCUACAGCCGCCAGCAUUGGGGCCGCUGGCAUCCCUCAGGCAGGUCUUGUCACCAUGGUGAUAGUGCUAACCUCCGUGGGUCUGCCACCUGAUGACAUCACUCUCAUCGUGGCGAUUGAUUGGAUCCUAGACCGAUUCAGAACCAUGAUCAAUGUGCUGGGAGAUGCUCUUGCAGCCGGGAUUAUUGGACACUUAUGUAGAAAAGAUUUUCCUCCAGACAGGGGCAACAGAGACGGAGGCACAGAGAACACAGGCACCCAGAACAUGCAGAAUGUGCCGCUGACAGAGAUUCCGUUGCUGUCUGGUAAAGACUGCGUGUUUGAGGUGAUCGGUGACACGGUUGUGGAGCGACCAACUGUAUAUUAUAACAUAUGUCAGGUCUGA
This is a messenger RNA of Chanos chanos (milkfish), 1725 nucleotides long. It is a transcript of the gene slc1a8a, whose product is annotated as solute carrier family 1 member 8a. Gene Ontology annotation, biological process: L-glutamate transmembrane transport. Bases 1 to 1725 code for a protein of 574 amino acids. Lineage: Eukaryota; Metazoa; Chordata; Actinopteri; Gonorynchiformes; Chanidae. Gene Ontology annotation, cellular component: plasma membrane. The record is from RefSeq and is a predicted model, not a curated record. Gene Ontology annotation, molecular function: L-glutamate transmembrane transporter activity; neutral L-amino acid transmembrane transporter activity; glutamate:sodium symporter activity. The transcript is spliced from 11 exons.